AAGAGCUCGCGUGUGAUGUGUUUGGGUAUCCUCAGUGUUUUUCUCUCUUGAGUGUUUUAUUGAGUGUAAACAGAGUCUUGUCUCUGUGUAUUUUAGUGUUGAUGAUGAGAUGGAUGUGAUGUGCUGUAAAUCAGGAACUGAUCAGGGCUUACAGGAUGAGGAAUCUACUGAUCAAACCUCCACAGAGUCUCUGGAUUCUGUCUGGAACGCUGGAGAACAGCAGCAGAUCCUGCAGACCAAACUCAAGAUGUGUUCAAUCAAACUCAUCGACUUCAGGAACCUCAUGAUGAAGAUGAAAAGAGAAACCACAGCAGAAGAUGAUCACACUGAGGAAGAGGACAGUCAUGAUGAUGACAAUGAUGAUUUUAUUCCUUCAGAUGUGAAGGGAGAAGAACUGAAGAAGAAGAAGAAGAAGUUGUUUCACUGUCAGCAGUGUGGCAGGGAUUUUGUCUUCUUAUCUCAUCUGAAAGUUCACAUGAGGACACACAGUGAUGAAAAACCUUUCUACUGCACUGAAUGUGGCCAUUACUUCAGCACCAAACACAGUCUUGAUUCUCAUAAGAGAAUUCACACAGGAGAAAAACCAUACGAGUGUCCUCACUGUGAGAUGAGAUUCAACCGGAAACAUCAUCUAACGAAACAUGUGCGUUCACAUACCAAAGAGAAACCCUAUCAGUGCCGUGAAUGUGGAAAAACAUUUAGGGAUUCAAGCUCUUUAAAAUCACAUGAAAAAAUGCACACUGGGGAGAAAUCCUACCAAUGUUCACACUGUGAUAAACGUUUUUGUCAUAAAUAUCAGCUGGUAUACCACAAGAGAAUUCACACUGGAGAGAGACCUUACUUCUGCUUUUACUGUGGUGAGAGCUUCUCUGAUCCAAGUACUUUUUCAUUUCACAAGAGAAUUCACACUGGACAGAAACCUCAUCACUGUAAUGUCUGUGGGAAGAGUUUCAGUCGCCAUGGCACGUUAGUGAGACACUUGAGAACUCAUACAAGAGAAAGACUUUACAAAUGUUCUCAGUGUGAGAAGACGUUUGCUCGACCAGAUGUCCUGAGAAAACAUCAGCGAGUUCACACUGGAGAGAAACCUUACGUCUGCUCUCACUGUGGAAAGAGAUUCAGUGAUUCUGGAAAUCUUCAGAAACAUCAGAAGAAACAUACUGAAGAACAAACUACACUGAAAUAAUUGUAGUGUCUCAAUCUGUAUGUCAGUCAAACCCAGAGUGCUUUCUGUCAGUAGAGGUCAAUGUCACAGAGUUUUUAUCAAGAGUAUUUAUGUGGAUUGGAGUAUGGAGCCAGUUAUUUCUGAUUUUAAUUUUUUCUUCUUUUAUGCAAGAAUAAUCUUAUUAAACAUAUUUGCCAACACCAGACAAAACUCCGGGUUGUAGAGAGAAAAUGACACAUCAUCUUGACUUCAGUAAAUAUUGGUCAAUACUCAUUUUCUGUGAGAAAACGUCUUACUACACAUCUAAGAGAUCCGAGUAGAAACAUACAUCUGUGUUUUUUUACUUUGUUAUUAAUUAAAUUAUACAUAUUUUCUUUCUACCUCUUACAAAUUUUUAUUUUAAAUUCAUUCAUUCAUUCUAUCAUUCACUUUUAUUCUUAUUUUUAUUGUUCUUUACUUUUAUUUAUAUUGAGUCAUUCGAAACCACUCUAUUUUAUAUUAUGGCAGUAAAGAUUUUAAUAAAACAUAUAAUUUGAUAUCACAAAAAAUGAAAAUUAACAUAAUUGUGUUCUGCUGAUAAUCUUAUUACCAUAACAUUUCCCAAUAUAUGUUGUAAUUUAUCAGAGUACAAUAAAACAAUCUAAUAAAAAAUGGAUGACACAUGACAUGUUCUCAUUCUUAGUAUCAUUUUAAAAGUUUACAUGUACACACAGAUAUUUACAUUAAAUUU
Molecule: messenger RNA, 1895 nt
Organism: Paramisgurnus dabryanus
Lineage: Eukaryota; Metazoa; Chordata; Actinopteri; Cypriniformes; Cobitidae
Source: RefSeq, a predicted model, not a curated record